AUGCAUAACAUAUCCUUUCCGUGCGAAUCUGGGUUUUGGACUGGUUUCGGUCUACUAUCUCUUCCUGACGGAAUUAUCGAAAUGAAUCCACGUGUUGUUCGAGAUAGCAAUCAAUUGGACGACGAAUCGCGACCAGGACAGUUCAUGCUCUACAAUUCCCUGCAAUCCCAAGGACCUCCAGCUCGCGACACCUUCUUCUUCUCCAUUUGGGCUGGUGGUACUGUUCGAGAGUUGCGCUUGUUCGACUUAGCCGUUCGCAUCGGCUUCUCAGUAGUCGCUCCGUUCGACGAUCUCAUCACGCCGUUACUUCAUGGUGAAAACAAGGAGUUGAAGUGA
Necator americanus (New World hookworm) is the source of this 336-nucleotide messenger RNA. RefSeq lists its product as uncharacterized. Bases 1 to 336 code for a protein of 111 amino acids. The record is from RefSeq and is a predicted model, not a curated record. NCBI's taxonomy places the organism in Eukaryota, Metazoa, Nematoda, Chromadorea, Rhabditida, Ancylostomatidae. The transcript is spliced from 4 exons.